AGUGAAAUAGUCUAUAGUAGGGUUACAAGCUAUAGCUUGGGUGAAUAGAAGAAUGGUGAAUGUAGACCUCAGUGAUGUGGUUGAUGGUCACCUGGACUACUCCAAAAAAAUGGAUAUCAUCUUAAGAAUUAUUGGUGUGUCCUUAAAUGACAAUCCUACCAUGAAACUGUCUGGUGAGGGAGAGAAGAAGAAGAAACCAGAUGAUGAGACAGACAAGGAUGGAGAGAAAGGACUAAUUUUGGAAGCUGCUGGAGUUUGUAUGGAUGAAAAUGUUGAUGUGGACGAUGUGGAAAUUGCUGAAGAUGCUCUAGGUGAGGAGAUUGGUGACGUAGAACUGGAAGAAGUUGGUGCUACUGGAGUGGACAACCAAAGUAACAGAGUUUAAGUUUUCUCAGCUAUUAAAUACAAUAGAGUUUUGAGCUGCC
Molecule: messenger RNA, 425 nt
Organism: Saccoglossus kowalevskii
Lineage: Eukaryota; Metazoa; Hemichordata; Enteropneusta; Harrimaniidae
Product: transmembrane and coiled-coil domain-containing protein 4-like
Source: RefSeq, a predicted model, not a curated record